This is a messenger RNA of Aspergillus fumigatus Af293, 732 nucleotides long. Its product is annotated as putative short-chain alcohol dehydrogenase. Bases 1 to 732 code for a protein of 243 amino acids. The record is from RefSeq and is a predicted model, not a curated record. The transcript has 2 exons. NCBI's taxonomy places the organism in Eukaryota, Fungi, Ascomycota, Eurotiomycetes, Eurotiales, Aspergillaceae.
AUGUCAAACAAAACCCUUCUCCUCGUCGGCUCCGGCCCUGGUAUCGGCGUAGCCGUUGCAUCCCUCUUUGCCCAGCGAUAUUUCGACAACGUUGCUCUCUUCGCCCGAAACCCCGUCCAGCUGGAGAAAGACCGCGAGACCAUACUCGCUUCCGCAGCGAGCGUCAACUGCAUUGUCACCGUGCAGACCUGGCCGGUUGACAUUAGCGAUCUGCACCGUCUGGAAAAGGCGCUCGGCGAGGUCGCACGAUUCGGGGACCUGGAAUGUGUGUACUUCAAUGCGGCGCGGGUAGGGCCCAGUCCCUUCUUCGAGUUUCCGAUUUCGGGAAUUGAGGAGGAUUUCAAGGUGUCUAAUAUCGCUCUCUAUGCGGCAGCGAAAUGGGCGAUGCCCCUGCUGCGUGCGAAAGCAGCGAGCGGGACGGAUUGCCGACCAUCCUUCCUCGUCACAAGUAGCUUGCUCCCUGUUGAUCCCAUUCCGGAGCUUUUCUCGCUAUCUCUGGUGAAAGCCGCGCAGGCGAAUCUGGUCAAGUCGUUGGAGAAAGUAUUUACCCCGGAAGGUGUGCAUGUUGGCUUGGUGGUAGUGGGCGGGGCGGUGUCACCAUCAGCACCAGCGCUGAACCCAAGGAAUAUUGCGGAGCAUGCUUGGAAUUUAUUCGCGCAGAAAAGAGAGGAUUGGACAGGACAGGUGACCAUCCGGGAAGAGAAGAUGGUCGAUUGGGAGCCUUCCAUUUGA